Molecule: messenger RNA, 367 nt
Organism: Funneliformis mosseae
Lineage: Eukaryota; Fungi; Glomeromycota; Glomeromycetes; Glomerales; Glomeraceae
Source: the annotation of a GenBank genome assembly
UGUCGAAAAAGGACGUUCCAAUAAUCAACAAAAAAGAAAGAGUCCAUUAACACCACAAAAGCCAAAGUAUGUUAAAGUGUACAUUAAUGAUAUUUUAGCUAUUAAAAUUGAGAAAGGUGAAGAAUACGUUUUAUUAGCUUAUUCUGAUUCGAACUUGGUUCCAGAUUGGCAACCAAUGCGUAAUCUUAGAAAUGCUAAUGCUCUCGUCGAAAAGUUCAAAAAUCGUCAAUCUUUGAAUAAGAUAAUAAUCAACGUGAAUGGUGGCGAUUAUACCGAAUGUACUCACACCAUUAUACAAUCGGAUAAAUUUUCCAAUGAUUCGAGUUCAAAGACAAGUGUAGAUGAUGACGACAUUGAAAUGAAAUAG